Lizanozyma spartinae is the source of this 555-nucleotide messenger RNA. It is a transcript of the gene ARL1, whose product is annotated as Arf family GTPase. The record is from RefSeq and is a predicted model, not a curated record. Gene Ontology annotation, molecular function: GTP binding; GTPase activity. The coding region runs from base 1 to 555 and encodes 184 amino acids. The transcript has a single exon. NCBI's taxonomy places the organism in Eukaryota, Fungi, Ascomycota, Pichiomycetes, Serinales, Debaryomycetaceae. Gene Ontology annotation, cellular component: cytoplasm; Golgi apparatus. Gene Ontology annotation, biological process: intracellular protein transport; vesicle-mediated transport.
AUGGGACAAUCAUUCAGUGGCAUAUUCAAUCGAUUGUGGGGUGUCAACAAGGAGAUCCGUAUAUUGAUAUUGGGUCUAGACGGUGCUGGGAAAACCACCAUAUUAUAUAGAUUACAAUUGGGGACUGUGGUCACCACUAAACCUACCAUUGGAUUCAAUGUGGAAACUUUGAAAUAUAAUAAUUUAACCCUUAAUAUAUGGGAUUUGGGUGGACAAACAUCUAUAAGACCAUAUUGGAGAUGUUAUUAUAAUAAUACUGCGGGGAUCAUAUUUGUGGUUGACUCUACUGAUCGAGAACGAAUGGACGUGGCAUGUCAAGAGUUACAUACUAUGUUGAAAGAAGAAGAAUUACAGGAAAGUGCAUUGUUGGUGUUUGCUAACAAACAAGAUCAACCUAAAGCCAUGACUGCUGCAGAAGUAAGUAAGGUUUUGGAUUUGACUGAAUUGAAAGAUAGAAGUUGGUCCAUUGUGGCUUCUUCAGCUAUAAAGGGCGAAGGGUUGACUGAAGGGUUGGAUUGGUUAAUGGAUGUAAUCAAAGAUGAACAAUUACAGUAA